AUGAAGAAUGUGAGAAACUUAGGAGUUACGUUUUCUAAGAGACGUGCUGGUCUAUUCAAAAAGGCUUGCAAACUUUGUACGCUAUGUGGUGCUGAAAUUGCCUAUGUGAUAUUUUCCUACGAUGGUAAAGUUUUCUCUUUUGGUCACCCUAGCAUGGACACGUUGGUGGAGAGGUACCUUGGGAGGAACCUCCCUCCACCAAAUAAUGAUGUCCACAAUCAACAAAUAGUGGCUCUUAGAGAAGCUGGUAUUCUUGAGCUCAAUACCAAGCUCAUGAACCUCGAGGUGGUUCUCCAGAUGGAGAAAAAUCGCGGAGAAUCCCUUCGAGAAAUUAGGAAGAGAGCUGAUGAGGAAGAAAUGAGCGUGAACCAGAGUAAUGGUAGCCAAGUUGGCCACCAAGAUGAUAUUGGAUAUCAUAACGAUGUGAAUGACCCGAUUCAAUUGGGUGAUGUUGGUGCGAUACGUCUACCUCCGGUUGAGGGGAAUGAUGUCUUCCAUGUCACUUGCACAAUGCUACAACUCCUGCAAAUGAAAGGCCUAUAUGGAGGGAUUGCACAUGAAGAUCCCCAUGAACAUAUUCAGAACAUCGUGGACAUUUGUGUUCCGUUCUCAUUCAAGAACAUAUCACAAGAAUCAGUUCUUCUUCGGUUGUAA
This is a messenger RNA of Solanum tuberosum (potato), 654 nucleotides long. RefSeq names its product agamous-like MADS-box protein AGL62. The transcript is spliced from 2 exons. Gene Ontology annotation, molecular function: protein dimerization activity; DNA-binding transcription factor activity, RNA polymerase II-specific; RNA polymerase II cis-regulatory region sequence-specific DNA binding. Gene Ontology annotation, biological process: regulation of transcription by RNA polymerase II. The record is from RefSeq and is a predicted model, not a curated record. Bases 1 to 654 code for a protein of 217 amino acids. Lineage: Eukaryota; Viridiplantae; Streptophyta; Magnoliopsida; Solanales; Solanaceae.